Molecule: messenger RNA, 875 nt
Organism: Ananas comosus (pineapple)
Lineage: Eukaryota; Viridiplantae; Streptophyta; Magnoliopsida; Poales; Bromeliaceae
Product: glycine-rich cell wall structural protein 1.8-like
Exons: 1
Source: RefSeq, a predicted model, not a curated record
CCCCGAUCGAUCUCUAUAAAUAGCCAUACUCACACCCUUGUUCCUUCCCAUCCAAGUCCUUAACACAAACAUUAGCGUUAUGGGCACCACGACUACUACAACUAAAGUUGUUGGUGUUGCACUCCUAGUUCUCUUUAGUGUAAUCAUAUGUAAUGCCACUAGAGCUCUCCUCACUUUUGAGCCAUUCCCAUAUGGCGCCGGCCACGGCAUUGGUGGCGGCUCGGGCUACGGUGGUGGUGGUGCUGCUGGAGGCUAUGGUGGCGGCGGAGGUGGAGGCUCCGGUGGCGGCAGCGGCUAUGGAGUUGGGGAGCACUUCAUCCCUGGUAAUGGUGUGAUAGGAGAACAUGGGGUAGGGUUUGGAAGUGGUGGUGGUAGUGGAGGUGGGUACGGAGUUGGUGGAGAUCAUGGCGGUGGCUCUGGUGGUGGUGGAGGUGGCGGCUCUGGUGGCGCUGUCGGUUAUGGUGGUUUAGGUGGGUACGGUUCUGGUGGAGGAAGCGGCAGCGGGGCCGGCUAUGGAGUAGGCGGAGAGCAUGGAAUUGGCUAUGGUGGCGGUGGUGGUGGCGGUAGUGGUGGAGGCGGUGGAUAUGGUGUUGGUGGUGAGCAUGGUGGUGGAUACGGUGGCGGCGGGGGUACUGGUGCAGGCUAUGGUGGCAGUGUAGAGAAUGGUGGUGGGUAUGGUGGUGGCGGUGGCGGUGGCGGUGGCGGUGGCGGUGGCGGUGGGAGUGGUGGUGGUGUGGGAUAUGGCGAGCAUGGUGGAGGGCAUGGUGGUGGCGGUGGUAGCGGAGGUGGUGAGGGUUAUGGGGGCACCGUCGGUGGCGGCUAUGGCGGCGGCAGUGGCGGCGGUAGUGGUGGCGGCGGCGGGUAUGGUGGCGCCG